ACGACAGUCGGUCAAAGUGUAGGCCAUGUCCCCAGAACGACAGCGACAGCUGUGGCGCCAUCCAGUCCGAUCUUCUCCUUGCAUUUCACUCCUCGAUCUCGAUCCCUGAGAACGAGUGAUGAUGGCGGGCGCAGUAGAACGCCACUGCUGUGUGUUUACCAAAGCAAAGCAGUGAUAGGUUACAAGGUGGUGGUCACCACUCAACCGGUCCUCACAGUCCUUGCCUUGCCGUGGCGUCCGUCGUCCCCCCACGUUUGUACAUAUAUAUGCCCAUGUCAUCGUCGUCUCCUUCCUCUGCUCCGAUCCCCUUUGCAACCUUCCUCGUCAUAGGCCAGGCAACUGCGGCCCUGCUUGCUUCGCUUGUGCUCCUGCGCCACCGUCACUGCUCAUCUCCUCCAUAGCCAUAGCUUUUAGACUAGGUUUUAGAUUCUGGAAGAAGAACCUAUACACGAGACAGAAGCUAGCUAGCUAGCUUAUUUCUGUUUCUUCAGUAACCUCUCGGUCUAGCAACCAGCAAGCUUCCCAUUGCCCUCGAUCGAUCCGCCCCAAACAUCCAUCCAUCCAUCCACCCUUCUUCAUUCCUGGCUGUAAGAAGAGAUGGUCUCAUGGCCGUGAGCUCACCUCGCCGAGCGCUCAUCGCGGCCGUGUCCCUCUGCUUCCUUCUCGGCGCUGCGAGCAGCGUCCGCACCGCGACGUUUUCCCCUUCUCAGCAGAACCUGGCGGAGGACAAGUCGCGGCUGGGGUCGACGCCGCCGAGCUGCCGCAACCGGUGCAGCGCCUGCAACCCCUGCAUGCCCGUCCAGGUGACCACCGUGCCCGGGCUCGGCCGCGGCGCCCGCGCCACCGACGUCGACGACGACACGGUGGCGGUGGCGGCCGGCUUCUCGCGCUACUCCAACUACAAGCCGCUGGGGUGGAAAUGCCGCUGCGACGGCCGCCUGUACGACCCCUGACGCGCUGCUGCUUUUGCUUCGGCGCCGUGCCAACCCCGGUGCGCGCAUGCACUCCGCUCCGGACUCCGGUCGGCGGGAGAGACUCACUACUGGAGACCAGCCAGCCAGCCAGGUUCUCCGUCUCGCGUCUGUCGUGUGUUCUUCGGAACCCAUGGCGGCUUGCUUCAUCACAAGCUUAUUUAUUAGCGCUACUGUCUCUACUAGUUCGAGCUUGCCGUUGCAGCCAUUGCAACUCGCGUAGCCGUAGGCCCGUAGCCAUUUUUUUGGCUCCCUGCUCAAACAAAUUUUACUCGCGUGUCGGUGUGUAAAAACUAAAGACUACUAAAGAGUGGUUGUGAGCAGUAAAUCCUAGCUAGUACCACUCCAAGUCUUGCCCAGUGGUCUGGUAGUACGUCUUAAUUAACAGAUCGAAGGCAGGCAUGUGACUCGCCUGACGGACGGCUCUGGUAGCCCGAAUCUACCGCUGGAUCGCAGUGCCGCCGACCCACCGGCGGGCUGGAUGCGUCUGCGUUGGAACCUUGCGUGACGUGUGGCACCACCGCCACCGGGAGAGCCUGGUGAUGAUGCGAUUUUUAAGCUGACACUGCCGCUGCUGCGGAGUUAUUGUGGCCAUGGCCGCCUUUGUACGGCUCUGAUGCCUCCCCAUGUGUUUUGUUUAGUGAGGUGUCUCCCCCGCGCCCACCCGUCCGUAUGGGACUGGGAGGGGCGCUUUGGAGGCAGCUGAAUGGGCGUGUUGCUCUUGUCGGGCUCAGCUCUGGUGGGGACGACGACGAUGCAGGUUUCCAACUUUAUUAUUAUGAAUGAGGACGAGAAUGCGAGAAAAAAAAAACAGUACUUACUGGUCCACACCUCCUAUACUUAUAUUCAAAAACUUUCAUUGGCACGUAAUGAUUUUCAUGGAAGCGGGUUGCUAUGAUUGGAGAUGAGAUCUGUCCGUUUUUCUUGUGAGGGAAUGAAUGUUUGAUUGUUUGUUCUGUGGGGACACGUUUGUCGAGACCGUGAAAAUCGGUCCUUGCACAAACUGGAAGGAAUUGUUGUGCAAAGUUUGGCGUCCGAGUUACUACUACUGCUACAUUACUAGUUCUACCAAACAAACAUUAAGUUAUUGGGCCGAUUUACAUGGGCUUCUACAAUCUUAGUGCCGGGAAUCUGCGGCACGAGCCCACCUGUUUUUCGGCCCGUCAAUUUUGCAGCUGCCGCUCAUCCCAUCCGGGCUCACGGCCCUGAACGUAUGUCGGCUUGGGUCCUUCCAGAGCCCACGCUCCACACCUUUCUGUGCCACUACGGUUGAUCAGCCACUCAUGCCAUUGUUCUGUGCCACUACGGUUGAUCACCAACUAGGACAUUGUACUGGAGAUUGACAAGGUGGCACGGCUCAUAAAAGAAGCCAUGGACGGUGAGAAAGGCCAAGGCAUGAAGGCGAAAGCAACAGUGCGGAAGGAGAAUGCCGUGGCGGCAGCAGAAGGCGGCGGGACCUCGAGCGUUUGGUCGAGUUCGUGCUCCAAGCAAAUGUUCCUACAGCCGCAAGCUAAUAGUUUGAACACUAACGAGCAUAUGGAAACCAAAGUGUAAUGUCACUAGAAAAUUUGUACUCCCUCUAUUCUUUUUUAUUUAUCGCGUUUUAGUUUUAAAAUAAACUAACUGGUGACAAAUAUUCAAAUAUUCGAGAACAGAGUAGUAUUAUGUAAGUAUAAGUACUGAAUUUCUUUGUUUCGUGACGGUCAGUUUCACAUUAGAAAUUAUGGUGUGACAUGAACAUGUCCAUUUCAGAA
This is a messenger RNA of Zea mays, 2725 nucleotides long. RefSeq names its product EPIDERMAL PATTERNING FACTOR-like protein 1. The coding region runs from base 606 to 953 and encodes 115 amino acids. The transcript is spliced from 2 exons. The record is from RefSeq and is a predicted model, not a curated record. NCBI's taxonomy places the organism in Eukaryota, Viridiplantae, Streptophyta, Magnoliopsida, Poales, Poaceae. Gene Ontology annotation, biological process: guard cell differentiation; stomatal complex development.